CAAACAAUCACCAGAUUCAUUCAGGAACAGGAAAGCCGACCUGAAGAUCCCGCCUUCAGCUUACCGCCACUGCCAUUCGAGAGCACUUGGAAGCAAUCAAGCUACCUACGGCUCGAUCCGACCCGACCGACGACCGCCCGUCCGCCUGCCAAGUCGAGUACCAGCCUGUGACGGGAACAAGAAGGAAAAUGGCGGCAACAACAAAACACUCGUCCCUCGCCGCCUUGGCUUCCCUCUCCCUCCUUCUCUUCUCCCCGGUUUUUGCCUCGGCCCAGCAAGUUCCCGGUCUAGAAUGCCUGCACUUGCGCAGCCACGAGCUGGCUGUCAUGGCCGCCUGCGGUGAUGAGGGCGCUCUCAACCACUACUUCUCCACCUUCCCCACCACCAUGUCGUCUGGCGACCCCGAUUAUCUCAAGACCCUGACGAAAUGCUACAUCGAUUCUGGCUGCAACGAGGAGGAAACCCCCGCGCAGAUCGCCGACGCCGCCAAGCGCUGCUCCGGAGGGCCCGCCGCCCACCCCCAUCAUCAGCUGGGCUCUCGCUCCGAGAAGGGUGCCUUCUACAACCACCGCCUGCGCAUUCCCGUUGUUCCCGCCAAGCCAGCGUCCAUCGCCGUCGCCCGCGCCGCCGUCACUGAUGCGCCCGUCGUCGAGCCCGAUGUCGCCCUCAUGAAGACCAAGAUCACCGCCCCAGCCAUCCUGCCCCGCGCCGAUGAGACGACCGAAACCCGUGCCGUCGCCGGCACCGAGCGGCCCUCGUCGCCCUUGAUCUGCCUGACCAAGUCCGACAAGUCGAUCCAGUCGUGCCCGACCCAAUCCACCGGCACCGCCUCGGGCAAGUUGCUGCCUUGCUUUGAGACCUCGGUGCCCGUCGACGUGUGCGUCGAGGGCCUGAUCUGCCAAAACGCGAGCGGCCAGGGCAUCAGCUGCAUGUACAAGCAGUCCGGUCUCGAAACGGCCGGCAUCGUCAUGGCCAUCUACUUUGCCGCCACCAUCGGUUUGGCUGUCUGCGGCCUGUGCUUCUUCUGCUGCCGCGAGCGCCGCACCAUGAAGAAGCUCGAGCGCGCGGCCGAGGCGGCCAAGAUUGCGAAGGAGGCCAAGUCUAGCGCCAUGGCCGCUAAGAAGCGCACCUCUACCGCCCCCGCCCUCGACCAGCAUCAGCAGGAACAGGAGCACAUGUUGGAGCAGCCGCUGAUGGGCGGCAACGGGGGUUACAUGGGUGGUGGUGGAUAUCAGGGUGUCCCCCUGAACAACGAGUAUGAUGAUGUCCCGGCCCCGCCGCCGCAUAUGGCCGAUACGGGAUAUGGUGGUGCGGCGGGAGUUAGGGGUGGGUCGGGUAGCGGAAGCCCGACGGGCGGAGCGCCCAACCCGUUCUCGGAUCAUAAUGAGGGACACCCUGCCUUGAGGUGAUCAGUCCAUUUGGAGGUUGUGAGAGUUUCAGUGUUGGGGUUGUUGGAUGAAAGCAAAUGUUUUGGUCAUCUACUGCUGGGGCAGUCAGGCUGCUGUGAUUGGUCUACUGUUGGAACCUCGUGUUCGAAUGGACGAAGAGGGGGUGGUUGAUUGGAAGACAAAGGUGCUUUUUUUGCAAAGUCUCGCUGUUG
Messenger RNA from Neurospora hispaniola, 1600 nucleotides. RefSeq lists its product as uncharacterized. Bases 189 to 1409 code for a protein of 406 amino acids. The record is from RefSeq and is a predicted model, not a curated record. The transcript has a single exon. NCBI's taxonomy places the organism in Eukaryota, Fungi, Ascomycota, Sordariomycetes, Sordariales, Sordariaceae.